UUAAUAGUGGGUCGUCUAAUAGUUCACAAGCACAACGGUCAAGUGUUACAGAAGUUGCUGCUAUUAUGCAGCACGAAGAAGGGCCAUCUGAUGGGGAAAAUGUGACUGAACAUCAGACAAGGAAUUUAAUAGAAUCAAAUAAUGAUGCUUAA
Messenger RNA from Cetraspora pellucida, 152 nucleotides. The record is from the annotation of a GenBank genome assembly. Lineage: Eukaryota; Fungi; Glomeromycota; Glomeromycetes; Diversisporales; Gigasporaceae.